GUAGCGUCUGUUGUGCUGGCGAGGACUGAAAGGGGGAUGAGCUACACUGCAGCUAAUACAUGUUUGUAGUGAUGUAAUGUUGCCAGUUUGGUGACUACGGAUGGCUGUUUGCGCCCGGCUGUGCGGAGUGGGUCAGUCUCGGAGGUGCAGGAGGCGACAGCGGAACAACCAGCAGGACCAGGGAAGCGAUUCGGACAUGGACGAGGAAGAAGGGGAGCGGAUCGUGGGUCAGCGGAGAACCGACGCGGGCUGCUGCGGAGGCCCGGACAGCGCCGUCGCCUCUGCAGGGCCGAGUGACGCUGGCGAAUAUGGCAACGGUCAUGUCAACAGAGGAGCUUCUGGAGACAACUCGAGACCUCCGCAGUCUUUAGCGGAAUUACCGCCGGAGCUUUUAGUGGAAAUCUUCUCGCUGCUCCCUGGAACUGUUCUGCCAAAUGUUGCCCUAGUCUGCAAGAAAUUCAGACAAAUCCUCAACACAGAAACCAUCUGGAGAAAGCGAUGCAUGGAAGAGUUUGGCAUGAACGAGGAUCUGAGGAAGAUGGAGGCAGGAGGAGUGUGCAGCCAGGACCUCUAUGUCAAGCGUGUCAACCCACGGGUCAAGUCAGGGCGCUUUAUGAAGCUUCUCCCGGACUACGAGCACAUGGACUAUAGAGACGUGUACACGCACUUGCUUCACCCAUAUAGGCAUAUCUUGGGGCUUUGGCAGCCUGACAUAGGUCCUUAUGGGGGAUUGCUCAACGUUGUGGUGGAUGGUUUAUUCAUCAUCGGUUGGAUGUAUUUACCACCUCAUGACCCCCGGGUGGAGGAUCCCAUGAGGAGACGGCCACUCUUUCGCAUCCACUUAUGGGAGAGCAAAAAAGCCACAGUAGAGUGUAUGUAUGGACACAAAGGUCCCCACAAAGGAGACAUACAGACAGUAAAAAAGGAUGAAUUUUCCACUAAAUGUAAUCAGACUGAUCAUCACCGGAUGCCUGGGGGCAGACAAGAGGAAUUCAGGACGUGGCUGGAGGAAGAAUGGGGUCGAACACUGGAAGAAAUUUUCCACGAGCACAUGCAGGAGCUGAUCCUGAUGAAGUUUAUUUACACCAGUCAAUACGAUAACUGUUUAACAUACCGACGGAUCUACCUGCCUCCUGCGAUGCCCUCAGACCUGCUGCAGCCGGGCCUUUUCAAAGGCACCUACGGCAGUCAUGGCCUGGAGAUCGUCAUGCUCAGUUUUCAUGGUUCUUCUGCAAGAGCUACCAAACUUACUGGAGAUCCUAAUGUUCCUGCUGGCCAGCUCACGCUGGACAUCGACCUGAGGAGGCCGGUGGUCCUCCCAGACUUGGAGCAGCAGCGUAACAUCGAAGAGCUGUCUCGGCUCGUGCUCAGGAUACACGAGGAGGUGCAGAGUGAUGCGGAACAGCAGGACAGUGAAGCUCCUCCCGUGGUCAAAUCUGCAGAAGAGGAGGGGGCUUGUGGUGGUACCAGUGGGCCAGAACCAGAAGAGGUAGACCACGGUGCCUGUUCAGACAGCUGCCAGCCUGGCCCCAGCAGCAGCAGCAGUCCUCCAGAAGCCCAGCCAUUUGUUUUGCCUUUGGGCGUCAUGGCUCGCAAUGAGGUGUAUCCUCGCACUUGCAGGAAAUGCUUCUACGGGACGGGCCUGAUUGCAGGGCACGGCUUUACAAGUCCGGAGCGCACCCCUGGACUUUUCGUGCUGUUCGACGAGGACCGCUUCGGUUUCAUCUGGCUGGAGUUAAAGUCUUUCAGUCUGUACAGUCGCCUGACGGACCAUCUACCCCACGCUCACGCCCCAAACAUGGAGCGAUUUGAGGCCAUGCUACGUAACAUGCAGUCCUGGACAUCCUGAUUCUUCAAGCUUUAAGCCCCGCCCUCCUCUCACAAUAAAGGAAAACCGAGUGUUUCAAUAUGAAGUGGACAUCCUGAUAGGUGUUGACCUCAAACCUCCAGAUUGUAUCUGUGACCAUCCCAUUCUGGAUUUUUACCAUCUAACUUUAGAGACUCAUGUCACGCCCUGACUUCCUGUAUCUGUUACCACACAUGUGCUCAGAGGGGCCUCCACUAUUGAUUCCUUCGCCUCAAUAUUACCCUAAUCCUCCAGUGCAGCAUGACAAGGGGUCACAUCAAAAGUUGUGUAUUCCCUGCUGGGCAAAAAAAAGAA
Messenger RNA from Oryzias melastigma (Indian medaka), 2161 nucleotides. RefSeq names its product F-box protein 31 (gene fbxo31). The transcript has 10 exons. The coding region runs from base 101 to 1849 and encodes 582 amino acids. The record is from RefSeq and is a predicted model, not a curated record. NCBI's taxonomy places the organism in Eukaryota, Metazoa, Chordata, Actinopteri, Beloniformes, Adrianichthyidae. Gene Ontology annotation, molecular function: protein binding.